This is a messenger RNA of Camellia sinensis, 4565 nucleotides long. The record is from RefSeq and is a predicted model, not a curated record. NCBI's taxonomy places the organism in Eukaryota, Viridiplantae, Streptophyta, Magnoliopsida, Ericales, Theaceae.
CUCUCAAAAGUGUGGCAAGAAAACAUUUUCAAAAAACAGAGAGAGAGAGAGAGUGAGUGAGAUCUCACUCACAGACCAUGGAAGCGAAACAACAACACUCUCCAAACCCUCCUUCUUCCUCAUCAUCACUUCUCAGAGACAUCUCCAAUUUCAAAACCCCCAAACACCCUUCCCAAAACCCUAAUCUCCACUCUCCACACCUCCAAUUCUUCACCGCCUCCAAACAAACCCCUCGCUCCUCUUCCAUUCUCCGUCGCCACCGCCCUUCUCUCGCUUCUUCCUCGGCUCGAUCCAAAGUCUCCCGCAGACUCAAAGAAUUCGAGCUCGAACAGUGUAAAUCGGCACGAAAAGCCCAAAUCGACAAAGAAAAAUCACUUAAAUCGCUUGCAAAAUCGCUCACCGUAUGGCUCAAUUUCUUGCUUCAGAACCCAGUUUCCUGCGGUUGCGAUUUGUCGAAAAUGACUGGUCAAUGCGGGUUUGAGGAAUCGGAUGUGAAGUUGGUGUCUGGGAAUGGGAAGAGGGAGAGCAGUCGAGGUGGUGGGGUUGGAGUGGAUACUCCGUGGCGGUGCCCCAAGAGGCAGAGGGAUUCGGGUUGGCGUGGCGUGGUGAGAGAAGAGAGCACGGUGUUUUCGAAUUCGAAGCUUUUGGCUUUGCAAUCCUCGUUGCGGGAUGUUUGUAGUUUUGACGAUUUGAAAGAGCGAAUGAAGGUUUACUUGAGCUUGGGUAGUUGUAAAGAAAUUUUCAAUGUGAUGACUCAAGUAACAAAGAAUAUAGACGAAGGAAGAUUGAAAAUGAAGCCACACUGCCCUAUUGUAACUGAUGUUGGGUUGAAGGAGAAGGCCUCGAGAAUCCUUAUGUGUUAUAACCCAAUUUGGCUCCGGAUUGGGUUAUAUAUUAUUUUUGGUGGUGAUUCAUUAUUGUCGGAUGAGGACAUAAAUUCUGAAAAGGAAAUUGCAUUCUUGAAGAUGGUUAUCGAGAAGCAGUUUUUUUCUCAUGCUGGUCUAGCUAGAGUUUAUGCUUAUAACAAGUUGGUUGAGGGUUUAUAUAGACCAGGUUACUUUGAGGCCUUGGGGAAUGUUAUAUUGAAGAGAUUUUUGUUGCUUGUUCUUGUACUUGAUAGAGCUAAAUCUCAAAGCUGUCUUCCUAUCAAGUAUGGCAUUGAUGGAUUGGAUGGGGGUUCUCCUCUGCUAUUUACUUUGCAACCUAACAUUAAAUCGAGUUGUCAAUUGAUCCAUGAUUUCUUAUCAUCGGAUGUGAUGCAUGGAGAAGGUAAUGUUCUUGCUCAUCUAUUGAUUGUAGGGUACAAAGUAUCUUACUUACAGAGUCCUUUCAAUGAGUAUGACUUCAGGGUGAAAGAAUUGUUUGAAGAUCUUCAAGAUGGGGUGCGGCUUUGUAGAGCCAUUCAGCUCUUGCAACAUGACGCUUCCAUUCUCAUGAAAAUGUUGGUUCCAUCAGAUACCCGUAAGAAGAAUGUGGUGAAUUGUGGCGUUGCCCUUCAACAUCUGAAACAGGCUGGUGUGCCAUUAUUUGAUGGAGAUGGAUCGAUGAUUGUAGCAGAAGACAUUGUUAGUGGAGAUAAGGAACUCACACUUUCGUUACUUUGGAACAUCUUUGUUCAUUUGCAGCUGCCACUUCUAAUCAACAAAACGCUUAUAUUGGAGGAAAUUUCCAGAAUCCAAGGAGUUAAUGCGGAACACUUGAACAAUUCCACUCUUUUGGACAUGCUUCUCAAUUGGAUCCAGGCGAUAUGUAAAAGUUACGAUUUCAAGGUUGAUAAUUUUGCUUCACUGGUAGAUGGAAAAGCCAUGUGGUGCUUGCUUGAUUAUUACUUCCGGAAGGAACUUAAUUGUUCAUGUUCUCUUAAGGAUAUUAGGGAAACAAGUGGAGAAACAUCAAUUAUGUCAGUUAGUGAUUAUACAGAUGCUGUUCACAACUUCAUAUUAUCACAGAAAUUGACUACAUUGUUGGGAAAUUUUCCGGAGGUUCUGCAAGUCAGCGACAUACUUGAACAUAAUGGUCCAUGUAACAGUCAAAGUGUGAUUAUUUUGUUGGUUUUCCUCUCAUUCCAGCUACUUGUCAGGAAAAACACGGAGCAAUUGAAUUUUCAUAAACUCUUGGGUUUUACUUGUCAAAGUCCAGAGAGGAGACGUUUAAGUAUGGACCAGUGCUUUGCUCAUUCUGAAGCAAUACUAAAUCAAGAAGAUAGACAUGUGUACAACACUGAAGGUGGCAUGAGAAAUUUUAAGGCCAUCAUGGCUUGGUGGCAAGACAUGGCUAUGCGGAACAAAAGAUUUAAUUUGCGACCGGGUACUCCUCCUUUGCAAUUUUUAUCAACUAGAAGAAGCAGCAGUACAAUGCAACGAGAAAAUGCAGCAAAAAUUAUUCAGUCUCGCUUUAGACAAUCAUUGGCACGCAACAACUAUUUGCGCAUAAAGAAUGCGGUUACUUUCUUGCAAACUGUGAUUCGGGCUUGGCUGGCUGUCAAGAAGAAAUCAGCAAUCAAUAAAUUCUGUACCAGCAGAGUUCAGGAGUUUUCAUUUGAAAAGCAGAAGCAAUCAGACGUUUUGGGCAGAUAUAUCACCUACAUGGUUGACAGGCACAAUUUUGUUAAGUUGAAAAGGUUUGCAACAAUCAUUGAGCAUGCCACGAGGGCUUGGAUUUCUCGAAGACAUCAUGGUGGCAGCAUAUUAACUCAAGAUAUGUCUACUCAUGAUGUUGUUAAUGCGGCCAUUGUUGUUCAGAAGUGCAUUCGUGGAUCGACAGUAAGGUCAAUAUACUUUCAGAGGGUUUCUCAGCUAGAGAAAGUUUCUCAUGCAUGUGAAGAAACUGAAGUUAAUGAUUGUCAAAUAAAGGCAGCAUCUACUAUUCAGCUUGCUUGGAAAAAGUUUCUUGUGCACAAAUCUCUCUGCUUUCAGAACUUAUCUGCAACUAAAAUUCAGACUUGUUAUCGUGGUUGGUUGAUGAGAAAGAGUUUUGUGAUUCAGAAUUUAUCUGCAACUAAAAUUCAGAGUUGCUAUCGUGGUUGGUUGAUGAGAAAGAGGUUUAUUAUGAUUCAGAAGCAUAUUAAGGCAGCAUUUAAUAUUCAGCUUGCUUGGAAAAAGUUUCUUAUGAACAAGGCUCUCCGCCUUCAGAACUUAUCUGCAACUAAAAUUCAGAGUUGCUAUCGUGGUUGGUUCAAGAGAAAGAGUUUUGUGCUUCAGAAGCAAGCAGCAUUAAAAAUUCAAAGUAUUUUUCAAUGUUUGAGAUGCUUGAGGGAUUUUCAACAAUACAAAAUUGCAACUAGGUCAGCAAUUAUUAUUCAAUCUCACACACGUGGAUGGAUUGCUCGAAGAGUUGCUUAUCGACUAAAUUGUCUCAUCGUUGUAAUUCAAAGUCAUUGCCGUGGUUGGUUAAUAAGAAGGGAGAUUGUGGUCCAAAAAGAAGCUGUGAUAAAGAUUCAAAGUGCUUUUCGAUGCAUUCAGUGCCAGAAGCUUUUUGAUUGUUAUAGGCAUGCUGCAACAGAAAUCCAACGGUUUGUCAGGGGACAGAUAGCUCGAAGGAGGGUUUUAGGGGCUUCUUUCCUCCCAAAAACAGAUCUAAUGGGUUGCAUUGUGACUUCAAAAGAUUGCUUCCAGAAUCUUGAAUUGGGUAUGUUUUUAUGCUCCGUUUUGAAGUUGCAAAGAUGGUGGAGGGUUGUUUUGAUGCAUAAAUCAAGAUCAAAGUCAGCAAUCAUAAUCCAAUCUCAUAUUCGAGGGUGGAUUGCCAGGCAAGAAGCUACUAGAGUAAGGCAUUGUAUUAUUGUAAUCCAAUCAUACUGGAAAGGUUACCUUGCACGGAAAGCUUCAAGAGGGCAGCUACUUGAUUUACGCCUGAGAUUGCACAAGUCUGCUGCAAAUGUGGAUGAUAGCAUGCGCAUUAUAAACAGACUCCUGGUGGCACUUUCUGAUCUAUUGAGUAUGAAAAGCGUCAGUGGCAUUCUUCAUACCUGUGCAACUUUGGAUAUGGCGACAAAACAUUCACAAAAAUGUUGUGAAAAACUUGUGGAAGCCGGGGCAGUUGACACGUUACUGAAGCUCAUUCGCUCAGUCAGUCGAAGUAUACCCGAUCAAGAGGUUCUAAAACAUGCACUGUCUACUCUAAGAAAUCUUGCUCGAUAUUCACAUUUGACUGAAGUGCUGAUUCGUAGUCGUGGAUCUGUAGAAACGAUUCUUUGGGAGUUGCUAAGAAACAAAGAGGAGGGUUAUUUCAUUGCUUCUGAGCUUUUGAGGAAGAUAUGUUUGAAUCCGAAAGGUGUUGAAGCUGCACGCAACUCGCCAGCUCUCUUGAAGAGGUUACACAAUCUUGUUGAGGAUCUCACAAGGAAGACAGGCAAUGAAAAGAGGAAUGCUAGGGGUCAGCUUGCAAGAGAGCAGUUGGAGAGAAGAUUAAGAGAAGCUGUUGAGCUCCUAAAUUUAAUUACAAAUAUAUAGGGCAAAGUCCCAACCCUAUAUUUGGUUCAAUGUAUAUUUUUAUAGUCAAGAAAUUUAAGUUCUCUUUGAAUUGAAUUUUUUUGGGGGGAUCCCAAUGUAUGUUUGUUUCUUUGGGAA